AUGGCGCAAAACAGCUCCGCGGUGACUCCGCUCAUCAUCAAUAACGAGUCUGUCGUGACCGACAUCAAGUUCGCCGUCAACGCCCCCGCUACGGGUGAGCUCUCAAGUCACUGCGCCGGUGCCUCGGUUGACGAUGCCGUGCGCGCUGUCGAAGCCGCGCAAGCUGCAUUCCCGGCCUGGAGCAAGACGAAGCCCUAUGACCGUCGCGAUGUCUUGUUCAAGGCCGCUGAAAUCAUGGACUCCCGCAAGGAAGAGUUCAUCGCAUACCAGCGCGAGGAAACUGGCGCUGGCCGCCCCUUUGCUGAACACACCUUCAACCUCGGCGUGAGCUUCAUCAAAGACUUCGCAGCCCGUAUCUCGACUAUCGAGGGCACCGUCCCGAAUGUGACCCGUGAUGGCGAGGGCGCUAUUGUAUACAAAGAGCCAUACGGUGUCAUUCUGAGCAUUGCGCCUUGGAACGCUCCUUUCAUCCUUGGCACUCGUGCCAUCGCUCUCCCCAUCGCGGCGGGUAACACCGUCGUCUUCAAGGGCUCCGAGCUCUCGCCCAAGUGCUUCUGGGCUCUCGGUGACGUCUUCCGUCAGGCUGGUCUUCCUGCGGGCGUCCUCAAUGUCAUCUAUCACCAAAGCUCCGACGCGGCCGCCGUAACCAAUGCGCUAAUCGCCCACCCCUAUGUUCGCAAGGUCAACUUCACCGGUAGCACCCUGGUUGGUUCUAUCAUUGCUUCCACCGCUGGCAAGUAUAUCAAGCCCGUUCUCCUCGAACUGGGCGGCAAGGCUUCUGCAGUUGUCCUUGACGACGCGGAUCUCGACAAGGCGGCCAUGAACUGCGCCGUCGGAUCUUUCAUGCACUCCGGCCAAAUCUGCAUGUCAACCGAGCGCAUCGUCGUCCAACGCAAAAUCGCCGACCAAUUCAAGCAAAAGCUCGCCGAAACCGCGGAAAAAAUCUUCGGCAAGGACGCUCCAGCCCCCGUCCUAGUCAACGCAGCCGCAGCGACAAAGAACAAGAAACUCGUCUCAAACGCCGUUUCCCAAGGCGCAAAGGUUCUGUUCGGUGACGCUGGCGCCAACGAGUCCAUCGAUACUCACAUGCGGCCUAUUAUCGUCGACGGCGUCACCAAGGAAAUGGACAUGUAUGCGACCGAGUCUUUCGGUCCGACCGUUUCGCUUUUCGUCGUUGACACGGAGGAAGAGGCUGUUGCUCUGGCAAAUGAUACCGAGUAUGGUCUGACUAGUGCUUUGUUCACUUCUAACCUCUUCCGUGGUCUGCGUGUUGCUAAGCAAAUUGAUGCUGGUGCUGUCCACAUCAACGCAUUGACUGUGCACGAUGAACCGGUUCUCCCUCACGGCGGAUGGAAGAGCAGUGGGUUCGGUCGUUUCGGUGGAAUCCACGGCUACGACGAGUUCUUGCAAACCAAGACUGUCACCUGGUUCGAGUAA
Messenger RNA from Penicillium waksmanii, 1437 nucleotides. RefSeq names its product aldehyde dehydrogenase. Gene Ontology annotation, molecular function: succinate-semialdehyde dehydrogenase (NAD+) activity. The coding region runs from base 1 to 1437 and encodes 478 amino acids. The record is from RefSeq and is a predicted model, not a curated record. The transcript has 4 exons. NCBI's taxonomy places the organism in Eukaryota, Fungi, Ascomycota, Eurotiomycetes, Eurotiales, Aspergillaceae.